Molecule: messenger RNA, 1216 nt
Organism: Ruditapes philippinarum (Manila clam)
Lineage: Eukaryota; Metazoa; Mollusca; Bivalvia; Venerida; Veneridae
Product: heparan sulfate glucosamine 3-O-sulfotransferase 1-like
Exons: 2
Coding region: 23-1009 (328 amino acids)
Molecular function (GO): [heparan sulfate]-glucosamine 3-sulfotransferase activity
Source: RefSeq, a predicted model, not a curated record
GGAGAGGGGGCAAUGGUUUGAAAUGUCAAAAUUACCGAAGAUUGUUUUACUAGCUUGCUGUGUGAUUGCAGCGGUCUAUUUUCUACUUAGUCUUGUUGGACAAAUCCAAGUUUCUAUAUCAUCUGAUGAAACAUCUGAAAUACAGCAUAAAAUAGUAUAUAAAACCGAAAGUGAAAAAGCUUUUCCAAGAGCAAAACUGACAGCAAACGCUCAGCGUGGAAAAUGUAAAAAGCAACUACCACAGGCUAUUAUUGCAGGUCAUCUCAAGUCCGGCACUGGUGCUCUGGUAGAAUUUUUAAAUGAACACCCUCAGAUUUCGUCAAGUAACAUUCGCACAGAUGUACAAUUCUUCAACAAGUUCUAUGUUUCUAGGGGCAUCAGAUGGUACCAAAGUAUAAUGCCGUGUACGUUUAAGAACCAAAUAACUAUCGAGAAAACAGCUCAGUAUUUUUCCUAUCCGAAAGUAGCUGAACGAAUUCGUACAAUUAACACUACGACUAAAAUAAUUAUCAUACUUAAAGAUCCCGUUAAAGUUGCUGUGUCGCUGUAUGCUAUGUGGAGAGAGCAUAAAUCAAAUCACGCGCAUGAAUACACGUUUGAAAGAAUGAUAUCGAAAACCAACGGAACUACUUUUGAAAUAGACCCAAAUUCUAAAAUCAUAAAAUUGUGCUCGUACGUCCAGAAUAUGAAACAAUGGCUGCAAGUUUUUGAAAGAACUCAAGUUCUUAUUCUUGAUGGAAAUAGUUUCGAUGAUCAUCCAGCUGGGACUCUCAAAGAUGUUGAAAAAUUCUUGAAUGUUAAGCAUUUCUUUGACACCGACCACUUUGUUUUCAAUUCUACGAAAGGUAAGUACUGUUUUCGGAGAUGGAACGGAAAAGUCCGAUGUUUACCAGAAGGUAAAGGCCGACCACAUCCAAAAUUAAAUGCCAAUGUUAUUCAAACUCUUACAGAUUAUUAUAAACCAAUGAAGAAAAUAUUAUUUAAAGUGAUUAACCAGACGUUAUGGUAACGAUAAUUCUAACGUUGAAAUUACCCCCAAUGGUUAAUAGCAGAAAAAAACGUUUUGAGAACCUCCACAGAAAGAGAAAUGGAAUUGAAGCAGACGACAAUAUAUAAUCAAUAUAUUGGAAAUCUGUCUUCAUUUAUAAAAGCGUUUGAUUCUGUUGGCAUAUCAAUAAAGUAAUACAAGAAAGGCGAAGAAUUUGAAUUUGAAAAU